Molecule: messenger RNA, 2409 nt
Organism: Colletotrichum karsti
Lineage: Eukaryota; Fungi; Ascomycota; Sordariomycetes; Glomerellales; Glomerellaceae
Product: cytochrome P450
Exons: 6
Coding region: 1-2409 (802 amino acids)
Molecular function (GO): monooxygenase activity; iron ion binding; heme binding
Source: RefSeq, a predicted model, not a curated record
AUGGCUACAGCAGCCACAGACCACUAUCCCCAACAAGAUGGGGCGCCGUUUGAUAUCGACAAGUCAGCCGCAGUUGUCAGCAACGAUCCAGCUCAAAUUUACGAAGAGUAUCGCUUUCUUCGGAAGCAAUGUCCUGUCAUCCACACCAGUCAGUAUGGCGGAUACUGGCUACUCACCCGUUACGAGGAUGUGAAGAGAGCAGCCAUGGAUUCUGAAACCUACAUCUCGAGCGUCAAGGCGGUGGUUCCAAGUGAUCCUAGGGGCAUACGCCGACCACCUCUGAACUUUGAUGCGCCCGCUCAUACUCCUUUCCGGACCGCGCUGGAACGCACAGUCAAGCCGGCUCGAUUGAGACGCCUGAGAGAGCCGCUCCAAAAGCAUGCAGAGGCAGAACUCGCUCCGUUACUGCUCCGUGGUCGAGGAGAUAUCAGCGCUGAGUUUGCCGCCAACUUCGUUGCCCGCAUGGAGUCGGAAUGGCUGAACCUUGAACCAGACGUGGCGCCUAAGCUGGCCGUGACAGCAGCCAGUUGGCUCAACGCAUGGAGAAUGCAAGAUGGAGAAACCGUAACAGCAAACUCGAAGAAGAUGUAUGACAUUGCUCAGAAUCUCUUAGCGGAUCGUCGCGUUCAUCCCAGGGAUCCAGAGGAAGAUCCAGCGUCUUCGUUGCUGUUAGAAAAGGAUGCGCAGGGAAACCCACUAAGCGAAGAGCAUCUCAUCGGUUGCCUUCGCCAGUCCUUGGUUGUUGGCGUCGUCGCUCCUCCGAUUCUCAUCGGGUCAAUAUGUCUUCAUCUUUCGAAGGAUAAAGACUUGCAAAGGAAGCUCAGAGAAGAUGAAAGCCUGAUCCCCGCCGCCUUAGAAGAGUUCCUAAGACUCUACAGCCCGUACAGAGGGUUUGCGCGGACGACUUCGAAAGAUGUUCAACUACACGGCAAGACAAUACACCCCAAAGAACCAAUAACCUUGUGCUAUACGGCCGCCAAUCGUGAUCCGGAAGUCUUUGAAAAUCCCGACGAGUUUAUUCUCAAUAGGGAAAACGUCGCCGCACACAUGGGGUUCGGAAGAGGGAGGCACCGGUGUGCUGGAAUGCCCCUUGCGAGAUUGGCUCUCGACAUCGUUCUUCGCGUCAUUCUGCGAAGUACCAAAGACUUUGAGGUGGACGGCGAGCUGCAAUUCUCAAGAAUGCCAGAGCUAGGAAUUAUCAGUUGCCCGAUGAGCGGCGUCGAAUUAGUUCUCACUGCACUUCUCAGCCAGAUCUACGCAGCUCUUUCCAGGAACCGAACAUUGCGAAUGACAAGCCAGACAUUCUACGGUCUCAGCAUGCACUGGGCACAAUACUGCGGCAUGUAUGACGUUGUUCCAAGCCGACAACCAGUGCCCCAGCUUCAUGACCCAAUCGAAGUGAAGAUGCAGGCUUGGAGAUCAUGGGCGGCGAGAGAGACCCAGCUGAGAACACUGCUCGGCCUCUGCGUCAUCGACGGUGUGGUAUCACAGUUCAGCGGAAACCUCGUCAACACUUGGUCAGCAACUAAUUCUCUGCCACUGUCUGCCGACGAGGAAGCUUUCGCUGCUGAUACUGUCGACAACUGGAUCCACGUCAUGACUGUUCGCGAUAGGAACCACAGCCCGAGACCUGAGCGGUUCUCAGAUCUGCACCAGUUGCUGGCCUCCGAAGGGAGCCAGUCUAACCCGGUGUACUGCCUACCUGGGCUACUCAAUAUUCGAAUAGUCUUGGAGAUCCUGGCCUCACUCACCACCGACUUCGAACGCACGACGAGGGGCGCCGAGGCCGCUCAGAAGCUCGCCGCCGUGAAAGCCAUGGUCACUCUUCGUCGACACAUAUCACAAAGCACAGGCUUAACCGCGGCAGACAAGACCAUCGGUCUUCUGCGGUGGCAUGCCGUAUGUCUCGACCUCGUUGUGAGUACGGCGCGUGGAGCACGGAGAAUGUGCUACCACUACAACAUCACCCAACACAUAUUCGGUGGCAAGAAGCGAGAGGAACCUAGCCGCAUCGACCCAGACAAAUGGACGCGAGGUUUGCGCGCACGAAAGUGUCUGUUGCAUGCCCUCGAGAUCCAUAAGAUUGCGUCUGAAGUGCCGCUUGGGAUUAUUCACGAUACAUGUCUUCCCGGGGCUUUGUUCGCCGCUGCUACCACAUACAGCUCAUUCGCCCUACCGGGCGUGUCGAAGAUCAUCGUGCCCGCCUCUGUGGACUGGGGUACAGUAAUUCUGUGUGGGUUGGACGACGCUUCAGAAACAUCCAUCGCUCAGGCAUCGGAUCAAGCGACUGACACUCUGGCGUUCUUGAAUAACGUUGGUGAGGGGCGAACCACAGGUUUGUCUCAGCAUUGGGGCGUCACACAAGAGAUGGAGGAAGUUGUUGGGGCAUGGGAGGCGCGUUGUAUCUGA